Molecule: messenger RNA, 2232 nt
Organism: Planococcus citri (citrus mealybug)
Lineage: Eukaryota; Metazoa; Arthropoda; Insecta; Hemiptera; Pseudococcidae
Gene: NELF-B
Product: negative elongation factor B
Exons: 11
Coding region: 325-2073 (582 amino acids)
Biological process (GO): negative regulation of transcription elongation by RNA polymerase II
Cellular component (GO): NELF complex; nucleus
Source: RefSeq, a predicted model, not a curated record
UUCAAAUUUUUAUUCGUUUUAUUUCUACAUAAAAUAUUUGUGUUUCGUUGAAACGAAUUAAAUAAUUAAUAAUUGUCGAAGUGACCGCAUCAAAAAUGAAUUUCAAUCGUAAAAUUUGAUUCUCCUUCGUAUUUGAGGUCAACUUUACGAAUAAUAUGUUUCCUACAUCUUCUACUAAUCGUAACCUUAUCACUUCUUCAAUGCAAUGUUCGAACAUUUCAAUCACAUAGAAUCAAUUUUCGUUGCUUUUCUUCCAUUAUACUUUAAUUCUAACCGUAAAAAUUUGAAAUAAUUCGUAAAUUAAUCGAAUCUACACAAGUCAAAAUGCAAGGAACAGGUCUCGAAGAAGUCGGUAUCGCCGGUCAAGCGUACCUUAGAGAUGCUCUAACAAGUUGUACUGAUCCAUUACAAGCCAUCGAAGAAUUUCAGCGAGAAAACGGUAUCAGUUUACCAUCUUUGAGACAGAUGUUACCAUUGUUGGAUUUACACGGCGUAGCUAGACUGGAAUUUCAUACUUCCAUCUUAGAGGAACUGAGGGAUAAACUUACCUCCAAAAUAAGCGAAAUAGGACAGAAAGAAGGUCGUGAAAGGGAUAAAAAAUUGAAAGAAUUAUUAGUCCGUAGUUUCCCUUUAGUUAGGGUUAAACAGCUUAGGCCAGUUGUUAUGGCCAUCCUAAAAUGUACCAACCACAUCGAAGAUAAAUAUUUGAAAGUUUUGGUUCGAGAUCGAGAACUAUACAACGAUACAGAUACCGAAGUUAAAAGACAGAUAUGGAGAGAUAACCAAUCAUUAUUUGGUGACGAAGUGUCUCCUUUGUUAACGCAGUAUAUUCGAGAAAAAGAAACCGUACUCUUUGAUCAUACCAAUUUAACGAAUCUAUUUUUUAAUCCAUCUCCAAAGAACCGAAGACAAGGUGAAGUGGUUCAAAAACUUGCUCAUAUGAUCGGAUCCAGCGUUAAAUUAUACGACAUGGUGUUACAGUUUUUACGUACGUUGUUUCUGCGCACUCAUAACGUACAUUAUUGUACGUUAAGAGCUGAAUUACUCAUGGCUUUGCAUGAUCUCGAAGUGCAGGAUAUCAUAUCUGUUGAUCCUUGUCAUAAAUUCACAUGGUGCUUAGAUGCUUGUAUUAGGGAGCGAAAUGUUGAUAUCAAGAGAUCUCGAGAAUUACAGGGGUUCUUGGAUAGUGUAAAAAGAGGUCAGGAGCAAGUGCUGGGUGAUCUAUCGAUGAUUUUAUGUGACCCUUAUGCUAUCAAUUUUCUUGCUACUUCUGCCAUGAAGAUAUUACAUCAUUUGAUCAAUAAUGAGUCUUUACCGAGGGAUAAUACCAUUUUAACUCUACUUUUGAGGAUGUUGGCAUUAGGACUCAGUGCCUGGGUGAUGAUCGACUCUCAAGAAUUCAAAGAACCUAAAUUAGACAGCCAAGUAGUUACGAAAUUCAUGCCUGCGUUAAUGUCACUGAUGGUAGACGACCAAGUUCGAACUCUGAAUAGUAAAAUGCCUCCAGAUGAACGUGAAUCUGCCAUCACCAUCAUCGAGCAUUCCGGUCCAAUUCCGGAUGCUGUUCAAGCGUAUAUUCAAGAAAGUAGCGUAGCUAGUAUAAUUGCCAUUUAUUACACUUUACAUACUGCCAAAGUCAAGGAUAGAGUAGGCCUAAUGAGAAUAUUAGGUUCUUUAUCGAAUUGCGACAGCGAUCGAGCUUUUGAAGACCCAUUUCUUCAUUCAUUGGUUUCUUUAUUCAUCCAACAAGCGGACGAAUUUUCAGCCGAAGACUUUUGUACGGUCGUCUUCGAUGAAUUUUUCUAUCCUGGAUUGGCUCGUGAAAACGUCACUCGUCACGUUCUGAAAUUAUUAUGGUAUAUUCAUCCCAAGCUACCAGUUUCGAGAUUAAACACUCUGGUGAAAAUGCUGCAACCUACUUAUCAACACAACGAAGCUGUUCAUUCGCUUUAUGAAAUGCUGCAUGAGAAAAUUAACAACGAUAGCGAACCUAACCAAAGUUCAGCCGUUUCUCCGGAUCCGGAUGAUUUGAAUUCGCCUUUAAUGAGCGUGCCUACUCCAGCACCUUUAUAACGAAUACUGUAUAGAAUCUUCUCUUAUUCGUCUCUGAAUUAGAUAUUUUUCAUCAUUUUACAUUUUCAUUGAAAUGUGUGAUAUUUUAAGAAGGAUGUUGUGUACUUGUAAAAUUUUUUUUUUUGUAAAUUUUGAAAUAAAAGUUUUUUAUUUGCUGGC